This is a messenger RNA of Hydractinia symbiolongicarpus, 684 nucleotides long. RefSeq lists its product as uncharacterized. Bases 1 to 684 code for a protein of 227 amino acids. The record is from RefSeq and is a predicted model, not a curated record. Lineage: Eukaryota; Metazoa; Cnidaria; Hydrozoa; Anthoathecata; Hydractiniidae. The transcript has a single exon.
AUGGCAAUACGAUUUAACAUGCCGACUAGUAAUGUAAGUCGAAUAUUCAUUACUUGGAUAGACUUUUUGCACACUCAACUGAGAGUACUUCCUAUAUGGGCUUCAAAACAAACAGUAGCAGAGACAAUGCCAAAAUGUUUUAAAGAUUUAUAUCCCACAACACGUGUUAUAAUAAACUGUACAGAAAUAUUUACAGAGAUGCCUUCUUCAUACCGCAGCCAAUCAGCUACUUUUUCCAGCUAUAAACAUCACAACACUGCUAAAGGAUUGGUAGGGAUUGCACCAAGUGGAGCAGUUACAUUCGUAUCUGAUUUAUAUGCUGGAAGAAGUAGUGACCAAAAAAUUACUCGACACAGUGGAAUUUUAAAUUUAUUAGAACAUGGUGACUCGUUAAUGGCUGAUCGAGGAUUCGAUAUUGAAGAGGAUUUACCUGAUGGAGUAACUCUUAAUAUACCUGCGUUUCUAAAAGGUAAAACACAACUAGAUGUGGGAGAAGAACUUGAAACUAGAAGAAUUGCUUCUGUAAGAGUUCAUGUGGAGAGAGCAAUUAAUCGAGUUAAAAACUUUAGAAUUUUACAGUCAAUAUUUCCAUUGUCAAUGGCACCUGAUUUAAAUAAAGUCUGGGUAAUUUGCUGUUAUUUAGUCAAUUUUCUUCCACCACUUAUAGCACAGAAUGAGGAAUAA